Messenger RNA from Pristis pectinata (smalltooth sawfish), 783 nucleotides. RefSeq names its product testis-expressed protein 26-like. The record is from RefSeq and is a predicted model, not a curated record. NCBI's taxonomy places the organism in Eukaryota, Metazoa, Chordata, Chondrichthyes, Rhinopristiformes, Pristidae. The transcript has a single exon. The coding region runs from base 1 to 783 and encodes 260 amino acids. Gene Ontology annotation, cellular component: cytoplasm.
AUGCAACAUAUUAAGAAAAAUAAUGGAGGAAGCCAAAGAAGGAUUGGGCUGAAGGAGAAACCAGAUUGUCCAGUAAUCACAGCCCCUUUUAAUCCACUUGAAUCAAUCUACAGGCAGGAUUAUGGUUCUCCAAACCGUGUGAAAUUAGAAUCUUUCCGCAAGGGAGCUUGGUAUGAACACAAAAGGAAUAUACCCCAGCCUGAUGAAAUAUUCAUGGUGCAUCAUAUAAAUCGAAAAGAGAUCAAAAGGGUGCCUACUCCUAUCAUGUACUGGGAUAGACACCCAACUGAAAAAGAGAUACAUGAAAUACUUGGUGGGGAUUUCAGCACUGAAUAUCAGGACAACUUUUCAGCAGGGAAUAAACAGCAAAUACCAAAAACUAUUCUUCCCAGAACAGAUAAGCCAGGGAAAAAAAUCCCUCAUCCACUCAUGACAGAAUUCCGAGAUCAAUAUCGUUUACCUUGCUUAAUCAAGGACUUCAUGAUUGACACUUCCCGUCAUGGUAGCAAUGCCACAAGAAAUAUUCCAACAAGAGGAAUAGUUCCAACAAUGACAUAUGCUCACAUUAAAAAUCAGGAGAACAGGAAGAACCCAACCACUUAUCAAGAGUAUUAUGGGAAUGACUAUGAUGGCCUUGCUUCAUUCCUUAAGUCUGUGGAUAUUGAAUCACUAAAUAGAGAACUGCAAAAUUCAGAUCCAAAUGAGAGAAAAGCACUGAGAAGGUUUUUGGAAUGUGUGACUGCAAAAUGUGUAACUCAGCCAAGGAAAUCAAAGAUCUGUUAA